This is a messenger RNA of Aquila chrysaetos chrysaetos, 5510 nucleotides long. RefSeq names its product nuclear receptor binding SET domain protein 2 (gene NSD2). Gene Ontology annotation, cellular component: nucleus; chromatin. The record is from RefSeq and is a predicted model, not a curated record. Bases 344 to 4528 code for a protein of 1394 amino acids. Gene Ontology annotation, biological process: regulation of DNA-templated transcription. The transcript has 24 exons. NCBI's taxonomy places the organism in Eukaryota, Metazoa, Chordata, Aves, Accipitriformes, Accipitridae. Gene Ontology annotation, molecular function: histone H3K36 methyltransferase activity.
GAAUAACCUUUGGUCUUAAAAUUGAUGAGAGAAUGGAGAAGACUUGUCUGAAAACUAUCUUUACAGAAAAAAGCAGCAGCCAUCUAUUAGCUUUUUCAGUGCCAGCUGAAAGCCUGAUUUGUAGAAUUGGAAGGAAUGGACUACUCCAUUAUUUCUGACACACAAGAAAAGCAUCUCUGAAAUUGCAGCAGAUGUGGAAGAAAUGAAUAAUAAAUAUCACAUAAGUGAUAGUGGCCUGGACAAGUGAAGGAGGAAUCUGACAUGCAGACUAACUGUAUUUGGCUCAUGACUCCUGUCAGAUGAUGGACCUUCAACACUGUAAGACUGGAAACAUCUGGGCUGAAUGGACUUUAGCAUCAAAAGAAGUUCUCAACUGUUAACUCGAAAAAUUAACUACAUCAAAAUGAAGCAGGUACCAGAGAUCCUUGGAAAUACCAAUGGGAAAACUCAGAAUUGUGAAGUGAAUCGUGAGUGUUCUGUCUACUUGGGCAAAGCACAACUUUCUGCCACUCUACAAGAAGGUGUCAUGCAAAAAUAUAAUGGCCAUGAGGCUCUUCCAUUUAUUCCAGCUGAUAAAUUGAAAGAUCUAACCUCUCGUGUGUUUAAUGGUGAGUCUGGGGCCCAAGAUGCCAAGCUGCGCUUUGAACCCCAGGAAAUAAAGGGAGUUGGAACACCACCCAACACUACUCCUAUCAAGAAUGGCUCUCCAGAAAUUAAGCUGAAAAUCACGAAAACCUACAUGAAUGGAAAGCCUCUUUUUGAAUCUUCCAUUUGUGGAGACAAUGGUGCAGAUGUGUCUCAGUCAGAGGAAAAUGAACAAAAGCCAGCAAAUAAGGAGAGGAGAAACAGAAAAAGAAGCAUAAAAUAUGACUCCUUACUUGAGCAGGGUCUUGUUGAAGCAGCGUUGGUAUCAAAGACUUCAAGUCCCACUGAAAAGAAGGCUCCUGCUAAGAGAGAUCCAACUCAAAGUACCGUCAAAGAAGACAAAGUCCAUCUGUUGAAGUAUAAUAUAGGAGAUCUAGUGUGGUCAAAAGUAUCUGGUUUUCCAUGGUGGCCAUGUAUGGUUUCUGCUGAUCCUGUUCUCCAUUCCUACACUAAACUAAAAGGACAGAAAAAGAGUUUUCGUCAAUAUCAUGUUCAGUUUUUUGGAGAUGCCCCAGAGCGAGCCUGGAUAUUUGAGAAGAGCCUUGUGCCCUUCAAAGAAAAAGACCAGUUUGAACAGUUAUGCCAGGAAAGUGCAAAACAAGCCCUCACUAAAGCGGAGAAAAUAAAGAUGUUAAAGCCUGUUUCAGGGAAGCUGCGGCCACAGUGGGAGAUGGGUGUUAAGCAAGCAAGUGAAGCAGUAGGCAUGACAGUGGAAGAACGGAAGGCCAAGUACACCUUCAUCUAUGUUAGGGACAGACCUCAUCUUAAUCCUCGAGUGGCAAAGGAAGUUGGCAUUGCUGUGGAACCGUUGGAGGAGAUAGAUGAGUCAUCCUACUCAAAUGAAGAAACCACUCAAAAUCUGAAAUCAAUGAAGGAGUCUGGCAUUCCUAACAAGAGGAGGAGAAGGACAUCAAAAUUGUCUGCCGCUGAUGAUACACAAGAAAGCAGUCAGUCGGGGACUAAGAAUACUACUCCUCAAAAGUCAUCUGAACAGGCAGAAUCCAAAAGAGGGAUAGGCUCCCCUCUCAAUAGAAAGAAAACUCCAGCAUCUACUCCACGAAGCAGAAAGGGCGAUGCAGUAUCUCAGUUUUUGGUCUUUUGUCAGAAGCACAGAGAUGAGGUGGUUGCUGAACAUCCAGAUGCUUCAAGUGAGGAGAUUGAAGAAUUGCUCGAAUCGCAGUGGAACAUGCUUAGUGAAAAACAGAAAGCUCGCUAUAACACAAAGUUUGCCAUAGUGACCUCUCCCAAAUCUGAAGAAGACUCUGGUUCAUCAUUGAAGAAUAUUGGAGAGGCCAAACGUAAAGUGUUUCAAGACUCACCUAAAAGGAGAUCAAGAUCCAGAAGUAACUUACAUGGAAAUAAAAGAAACCAAAAAAAGAGGACAAAGGAACCUACAGAAGAUUUUGAAGUUCAGGAAGCACCUAGGAAAAGACUCAGGAUGGAUAAACAGAAUAAUCGGAAGAGGGAGACAAGCAAUGACAAAACAGCAAAAACAAACUCUUCUAAGGUCACAGAAACCUCCUCUUCACAAAAGAACCAGUCAGCAACGAAAAAUCUGUCUGAUGCAUGUAAACCUCUGAAGAAGCGAAAUCGGGCUUCAGCAGCAGAAUCUUCAACUCUUGCUUUUAGCAAGAGUUCAUCUCCUUCAGCUUCCUUAACUGAGAAUGAGAUCUCCGAUGGCCAAGGAGAUGAGCGGUCAGAGUCUCCCUAUGAAAGUGCUGAUGAAACUCAGACUGAAGUGUCUAUAUCAUCCAAAAAAUCUGAGCGAGGAGCAGGAACAAAAAAAGAAUAUGUGUGUCAGCUGUGUGAAAAAACAGGUGAUCUCCUGCUGUGUGAAGGACUUUGCUAUCGAGCUUUUCAUGUAAGCUGCCUUGGGCUCUCUGGAAGACCAGCAGGAAAAUUCAUUUGUAGUGAAUGUACAUCAGGUGUGCAUACGUGUUUUGUGUGUAAAGAGAGAAAGGCAGAUGUGAAACGCUGUGUCGUAUCCCACUGCGGAAAAUUCUACCAUGAAGCUUGUGUGAAAAAAUUUCAUCUUACUGUGUUUGAGAACAGGGGGUUUCGAUGUCCUCUCCACAGCUGCCUAAGUUGUCAUGUUAGUAACCCCUCACAUCCACGAAUUUCAAAAGGAAAGAUGAUGCGUUGUGUUCGCUGUCCUGUUGCAUACCAUGCUGGAGACGUUUGCAUUGCUGCGGGAUGUGCAGUCAUCGCUUCCAACAGCAUUGUUUGUACGAAUCAUUUCACUGCCAUGAAAGGAAAAAGUCAUCAUGCGCAUGUCAAUGUGAGCUGGUGCUUUGUGUGUUCAAAAGGAGGAAGCUUGUUGUGCUGCGAGUCAUGUCCUGCAGCGUUUCACCCAGACUGUUUAAACAUUGAAAUGCCAGAUGGGAGCUGGUACUGCAAUGACUGCAGGGCGGGAAAGAAGCUCCAUUUCCAGGAUAUUAUUUGGGUUAAACUGGGAAAUUACAGAUGGUGGCCUGCAGAAGUUUGCCAUCCGAAAAACGUUCCCCCAAAUAUCCAGAAAAUGAAGCAUGAAAUCGGAGAAUUUCCUGUGUUUUUCUUUGGUUCUAAGGAUUACUAUUGGACGCACCAAGCACGGGUGUUCCCUUAUAUGGAGGGAGACAGAGGGAGUAGAUACCAGGGGAUCAAAGGAAUUGGAAAAGUCUUCAAAAAUGCUUUGCAAGAAGCUGAAGCUCGAUUUCGAGAAAUAAAGCUACAGCGAGAAGCCAAAGAAACCCAAGAAAGUGAACGUAAACCUCCACCAUACAAGCAUAUUAAGGUGAACAAACCUUGUGGUAAAGUGCAGAUAUAUACUGCUGACAUUUCUGAGAUUCCCAAGUGCAACUGCAAACCCACAGAUGAAAACCCUUGUGGCUUUGAUUCUGAGUGCCUAAAUCGGAUGCUGAUGUACGAAUGCCAUCCACAAGUUUGUCCAGCGGGAGAACGGUGCCAAAACCAGUGCUUUACAAAACGUCAAUACCCUGAGACAAAGAUCAUCAAAACUGAUGGGAAAGGUUGGGGUCUGGUCGCUAAGAGGGACAUUAAAAAGGGAGAGUUUGUGAAUGAGUAUGUUGGUGAGCUGAUUGAUGAAGAGGAAUGUAUGGCAAGAAUCAAAUAUGCACAUGAAAAUGACAUUACCCACUUCUAUAUGCUUACUAUUGAUAAGGACCGUAUUAUUGAUGCUGGCCCCAAAGGAAACUAUUCUCGGUUUAUGAAUCACAGCUGCCAACCAAAUUGUGAAACUCUAAAAUGGACAGUAAAUGGAGACACUCGUGUCGGCCUGUUUGCUGUGUGCGAUAUUCCUGCAGGGACAGAGCUGACUUUUAAUUACAACCUCGACUGUCUGGGCAAUGAAAAAACAGUCUGCAAAUGUGGUGCCCCAAACUGCAGUGGAUUUCUUGGGGACAGACCAAAGAAUUCUUCCACUAAUGCCUCAGAAGAAAAAGGCAAAAAGACCAAAAAGAGAACACGGAGACGCAGAACGAAAAAUGAAGGGAAGAAAGAAUCUGAAGAUGAUUGUUUCCGUUGUGGUGAUGGAGGCCAGCUGGUAUUGUGUGACAGGAAAUCUUGUACUAAAGCUUAUCAUCUCUCCUGUCUUGGUUUGGUGAAACGUCCUUUUGGAAAGUGGGAGUGUCCUUGGCACCACUGUGAUGUGUGUGGCAAACCGUCUGUUUCUUUCUGCCACUUUUGCCCAAAUUCUUUCUGCAAGGAACACCAAGAUGGGACAGUACUAAAUUCUAUGUUGAAUGGACAGUUAUGCUGCUCUGAACAUGUUCUCGGGGUGGAUUCUGUUGAAACUCAGAAGACUGAGAGACCCCGCAAAAAACUGAACAAGUUGAAGCCUAAGAGAAAGCAGAGGAACAGAUGGAUGAGAGCUGAAUGCAAAUAGUCAUGGACUGCAGUUUCUACUGCCAACACUAUCUUGUAGAUAAGUUGUGAAUAUGACCAGGGAAGGACACAAUUUUACAUAUAUUCUGUAAAGGUUACAUGGGGGGGGAUUUUUUGUUUUGUUUUGUUUUUAUAAAUCCACUGAGCCAACCACAGCAGUCUUCUGCUGCUUCUGCACUGAUAACGAACUGCAUAGUUCAGAAAAUUUCAGGACAAACCAAACUUAUUACUCAGCAUUACAGUUACACUUGAAUUGUUACGAAUGUAAAAGGUUCCCUCCAAAAUACUUUCACGUUGGAGGUAGGUUAAAAUCAAACCAGGUAGGCGUAACCAUAGGUUUUUGAGGUAGUAUUUGUCAACCAACAGAUGUUUAAAAUAGUAAGUAUAUCCUUGAAAGAAUUUAUUAGCUCUCGAGUCCUUUUAAGUAUGAAACGGCUUCAUCUGUGGUCCCAAUGAGAUUUGCUUGCCUUGUGUGUUUUUGAGCAAGUGCUUGAAUGCCAUUCAUGAUCCAGGUGCGUAUCUCACUAUAACCACACACGUAACGAUUUGUUUGUGCUCUUAUAAAAUAGCUCUCCAAUGAUUCUUAAACAAACAUGUUUUUAAAUAUCCUUCCACCAAGAAAUAUAGUGCAUGGUGGGAGAGGCACACCCUGUAUCAGAGAGGGGAAAUCUUACGUUGUAAGAGAUUUUUUUCUAUACUGUUUUUUCCUGUAUUUCAUUCCAGCAAAAUCGAAGUCACUUGAUCUUGCAGAGCUGUACAAAUCUGGAUUUAAAGGGAUAUUGUCUUGCAAUCUAGGCCCAAUACUCCAGGAUUUUUGUGUCUUAAUAAAAAUAAAUCUUACAAAACUGAUUAUUUGAAAAAAUUACUUGAUUUUUUUUUUUCCCUUAAUGUCAAGCAAAACACAGAGGCAAACAUUUCUUUUGAAUGCUUGGAGUCCAAGCGUUACAACUUUGUGAGAAUGCAAAAAAUGCCCAACAAGGAAC